GUUUUGGUUUCGCUCAUGGUUUUCCUUUGAUCGGUGAAUUUAUUCUUCUAUGUUGGGUAUUUUUGCAUUUGGAGGUGCGAAGGAGUGCUGAAGGAUGUAACGCCAGCCUGAGUUUCAUGGAGGGAUAAUGCCAGAGUUGCGAAGUGGUGCUCGGAGAGGUCUGAGGUCAAACAACGUUGACAACGUCCAGGCAGCAGACCCCAUCGGGAGUCCAGCAGUGCCAACUCCACGAGGGAGGCUUGGAAGGUUUGGAGGUGCUGCGGCUGGUAGAGUUAACAAGGUAGCAGCCAAGGGAAGAGGUAGGUCGGCUUCAAAACAUAGAGGAAAGAGGUUCAAGGCUAUUGAUUUGCAGACUGAUCUGCCUUGCAAGAACCUCCCUGAAGCCGUUGCUGGUGAGGCAGUUAUUGGCACAGCCCAGGAGGGCUUUUGUUCGAGCAAGGCAGCUGACCGGGGUCCCAGCUUAAGAAUGGAUGGUGAUAGUGGGGACAAAUUUGCAGUGGCUGAGGAUGAUGCCACAGCAACCCCAGUGCCUGAGAGGAUAACAAAACCAAAGCGAGGACUGACCACGAUGAUGAUCCAUUUCAGUGGUGAAGAGGAGCAAAAUUGUCGGCUUUGUUGUGCUUGAGAGGUUCAAGUAGGUAAAUCCCCAGAAUAUUUAACUGAUAGAAAGUUAGGAAAAGGUGGCUUUGGCCAGGUCUAUGUUGGAAAAAGAGUAUCUGGUGGAUCUUCUCGUAUGGGUCCUGAUGCAUAUGAGGUUGCACUGAAAUUUGAGCAUCGAGGUAGCAAGGGAUGCAACUACGCCCCCCCAUAUGAGUGGCAGGUUUAUCAAACUCUCAACGGUUGUUAUGGCAUUCCAUCAGUCCACUACAAGGGUCGCCAGGGAGACUACUACAUUCUCGUAAUGGAUAUGCUUGGUUCUAGCCUCUGGGAUGUUUGGAAUUCUGUAGGACAGGCGAUGUCUCCUCAUAUGGUUGCUUGUAUUGCUGUUGAGGCCAUAUCAAUUCUUGAGAAACUUCACUCAAAAGGCUUUGUACAUGGCGAUGUGAAACCAGAGAACUUUUUGCUUGGUCAGCCGGGAUCACCUGAUGAAAAGAAGCUUUUCCUGAUUGAUCUUGGUUUAGCAUCCAGGUGGAAAGAAGUAGCAUCUGGUAAACAUGUUCAAUAUGAUCAGAGGCCAGAUAUCUUUAGGGGAACAAUUAGAUAUGCUAGUGUCCAUGCUCAUUUAGGUCGUAAUGGUAGUAGGAGGGAUGAUCUGGAGUCACUGGCAUACACCCUUAUUUUUUUGAUAAGAGGAAGAUUGCCUUGGCAAGGCUACCAGGGAGAUAACAAGAGUUUUCUUGUCUGUAAGAAGAAAAUGUCCACUUCUCCGGAGAUACUGUGUUGCUUCUGUCCAGCUCCUUUCAAACAUUUUCUUGAGAUGGUCACCAAUAUGAAAUUUGAUGAAGAGCCAAAUUACCCAAAGCUUAUUUCUCUUUUUGAUGGUUUGAUAGAAGGGCAUGCUUCAAGGCCCAUCAGAAUUGAUGGAGCUCUAAAGGUUGGACAGAAACGUGGAAGAACACCUGCAAAUCUUGAGGGCGACGAACAACCUAAGAAAAAACUUAGAUUGGGAAGCCCAGCAACUCAAUGGAUUUCAGUUUAUAAUGCUAGGCGGCCAAUGAAGCAGAGAUAUCAUUAUAAUGUAGCUGAUGCAAGGCUGCACCAGCAUAUAGAAAAAGGUAAUCAAGAUGGCUUGUAUAUCAGUUCUGUGGCUUCUUCAGAAAAUUUCUGGGCUCUCAUCAUGGAUGCUGGGACUGGGUAUUGUUCUCAAGUUUAUGAGCUCUCACAACUGUUUCUGAACAAGGAGUGGAUUACGGAGCAGUGGGAGAAGAAUUAUCACAUAACAGCAGUAGCUGGAGCAACCAAUGGAAGUUCCUUGGUUGUAAUGUCCAAAGGAACUCCUUACACACAGCAGUCGUACAAAGUCAGUGAAUCAUUUCCUUAUAAGUGGAUUAAUAAAAAAUGGAAAGAAGGCUUUCAUGUAACAUCCAUGGCUACUGCUGGGAAUCGCUGGGGGGUGGUCAUGUCCAGUAAUUCAGGCUAUGCUACUCAGGUUGUGGAGUUGGACUUUCUGUAUCCUAGUGAAGGGAUCCAUCAUCGAUGGGAGACUGGUUACAGAAUAACAUCAACUGCUGCUACCCCUGACCAAGCUGCUUUUAUCUUGAGCAUACCGAAGAGGAAACCAAUGGAUGAGACGCAAGAAACUCUUCGGACAUCUGCCUUCCCCAGCAACCAUGUAAAGGAAAAAUGGGUGAAGAACCUAUAUAUUUCCUCAAUCUGCUAUGGCCGAACUGUGUGCUGACAGCUAUGUCAAAGCUCCAAGGUGAAGGCACUCGAGUUUCCAGUGGAGGCUGAAGACCUGCGAGAUGGAAGUCGGAACAAACUUGCACAUAUAGCAUCGGAUUGCAAAUGGCUGGCAUGGCCUGUUGCAGGAUCCUACUCUAGUCUAGUUGUAAAGGAUCAUGUGUUUGCGAUGCUGUAUCAGAUGUGAACCUUGCCCACAAGCUAGUUUCAUGUUUGUUAUGUGUGCUUUCUCCAAUAACCAUUGGCACAUUUAGCUUUGGCGAUAUAUGAUUCAGCUCGUAUCUUCCCUUCUUCCCAA
Messenger RNA from Panicum virgatum (switchgrass), 2638 nucleotides. RefSeq names its product casein kinase 1-like protein HD16. Gene Ontology annotation, molecular function: ATP binding; protein serine/threonine kinase activity. Bases 734 to 2338 code for a protein of 534 amino acids. The transcript is spliced from 17 exons. The record is from RefSeq and is a predicted model, not a curated record. Gene Ontology annotation, cellular component: cytoplasm; nucleus. Gene Ontology annotation, biological process: signal transduction; endocytosis; peptidyl-serine phosphorylation. NCBI's taxonomy places the organism in Eukaryota, Viridiplantae, Streptophyta, Magnoliopsida, Poales, Poaceae.